AUGUGUGAAAUAGUUGUCAACGAUUUGUUUGAUGAGAUUAUCAAUGAAAACAAUAGACUUUGCAAUCAAUUGGUGUUUGCAAUGAAAUGUUUGGAUGUUUUGCAAACAUUUGAGACAUUUAUUAGAAAAGUGAUGACAUUUAAGACAAUUAUCAUUAAUGAACAACAAUUGUCAUCACAAGACAUACAAACAUUGGAUCAAUUGGACAAUCAAUUAACAGAUGUGUUGACACAAUUGAAGCAAAGAUCGGUGCGAAAUGUGAAGUCCUAUGAAAAGCAAUUGAUUUCUGGAAAAGCGGAUCAAAUGAGUGGUGAAGAGUUGGUUAAUAAAUCAAGAGUUAAUAUUAAUAAUCAGUUAACAGUUAGUCCUAAAGUUAUUAGUAUUAAAGUAUUGAAAUUACAGACAAUUAAUGAUAGCAUUAAAAGUAAGCAACAAUCAGAUGAAAAUGAAAGACAAACACAAAAAUUGACUGAUAAUUCACAUGAAAUGCCAUUUCCUUGUUAUGUCAUUAAUUGUGAUUACAAAAGCUGUGAUAUUCCCGGACUGAUUAGUCAUCUGAAGACAAGUCACUCAAUUACUAGCAUUCAGUGCACUCAUGAGGGAUGUACUCAAUUAUUUGGUGACCAACACGACCUCAACAGACAUUUACAGUUAAAACAUAAGACAAUCAAUAAAAAUGUAAAGAAAAGUAUUGACAAAAUAACAAACAAAAGUCAAAUAAUAAGAAAAAGUCAGAAAAUUAAUAGAUUGGUUACAAAUCAGAUGAAUAUCAAUAAUACUGAUAAUGAAGUGAAGACACAAUUAGAUUGUAUUAAAAAAAAGUUUAAUUGUUUUGUCGAAAACUGUUAUUACAAUUGUCUUAAUGUGAAUGAAUUGGUUAAUCAUCUGAAGAUACGACACUCAAUCACAAACUAUAUUCAAUGCACUUGCGAUGGCUGUCAACAACUUUUUGUUGACGAAAAACAACUCAAGAGUCAUGUUUCUGAUGAACACAAGAUAUAUGACUCGUCUCUUAUAGUUAUACCAAAUGAUUGUAAUAAAAGACAAAAAUCUAAGACAAUUAAUCCAUUUGAUUGUAAACAACUAUUUAAAUGUGAUUAUAAAGAUUGCGGUGAAAUGUUUAAAACUUACUUUCAAUUUGAUAAACACAUGAAAUGUCAUCCAAUCGAUGAAAGUGUAUCUCAAGACUGUGUCGUUAAAACAACAAAGACUGAUGUGUUUGAAUGUUUAGAUUGUAAUUUGAAAUUCAAAACCGAUUGGGAACUAGAUUUACACACUAAUGUCAUACACAAGAAGUUGUAUUCAAUUAAGUGUCACAUCGAGGGAUGCGAUAAAUUAUUUGAUGCAACUGUUAAUCAACGGUUUUCACAAUAUUACAAACGACACGUUUUGACACAUUUUAAUAGUAAUCCAUUUAAAUGCGAUUACGAAGGUUGUGAUAAACAAUAUCUUUGUCGUUCAUCUUUCUAUAAACAUAGACGUAGUCACACUAAUCCAAUAGUUACAUGCGAUUGGCCCGGUUGUGAUUUUAGGACACCGUUUAACUAUAUAUUGAAAUAUCAUCAAAAUAAUAAACAUCUUAAGGAUAGACCUCAACUCAAAUGUCAUUUGGAUGGAUGUACUUACAGUACAUUAUCUAAAGGUUGUCUUCGAAGUCAUAUUAGGUAUAGACACGGAAACAAAAAAUUUAUGUGCGAUCACAACGAUUGUCAAAAAUCAUAUAAAACUAUCUUUGAUUUAAACUUACAUAAAUCGCGCUUUCAUAACAACAAUAUUAAUAAUAGCACAUACCGGUGCUCGUGGCCGGGUUGUGUGUUUGAAACAAAAUAUAAACCAUAUUUAAGUCAACACCAAUUGAUUCACAGCGACGAGAAAAACUAUCGGUGCGAACAUCCGGGCUGUCAGUUUCGUGCGAAACAACAAAAAUCAAUUAUUUCACACCGAAAAUCUCAUCAAACAGGAAAAAACUACAUGUGCUCGUGGCCAGAGUGUGGCAGACUAUAUAAAUCUGAUUAUUCACUACGAGUUCAUAUGCAAUAUCACCGCAAUACUAAUUAUGUCUGCCAAUGGGCCGGAUGUUCAUAUCGGACACAUAUUAAAAGUAACCUCAAAACACACAUAAAUAUCAAACACGAAAAACUACGGUAUUGUUGCGAUUAUGAGGGUUGCGAUCGAGUAUUUAAGGCUAAAUGCACUCUUCGUUAUCAUAAGCUAUCAGUGCACGAAAAACAGUCUACUGAUAAGUACCAGUGCUCGUGGCCGGGAUGUGAGUACAGUACCUGGAAUUUGCGUGCAUUGAAUUCACAUGAACUAAUACAUAGCUCAGUGAGAAAAUAUCGAUGCGAUUAUAAUGGCUGUGAGUUUGCAACCAAUCAGAAAAAUUAUCUAAAUAGUCAUCAAAAAAGACAUUCAACUGAACUAAAGUACCGGUGCUCGUGGCCUGACUGUCAUAAACGAUAUAAGAGUCAAGAAGUUCUUAAAUCACAUGAAGUGAUUCAUUCGGAACCCAAGUAUGUCUGCCAUUGGGAGGACUUCAUUCAAACGUAA
This is a messenger RNA of Oppia nitens, 2547 nucleotides long. Its product is annotated as zinc finger protein 93-like. The coding region runs from base 1 to 2547 and encodes 848 amino acids. Gene Ontology annotation, cellular component: nucleus. The record is from RefSeq and is a predicted model, not a curated record. NCBI's taxonomy places the organism in Eukaryota, Metazoa, Arthropoda, Arachnida, Sarcoptiformes, Oppiidae. The transcript is spliced from 2 exons. Gene Ontology annotation, molecular function: transcription coregulator activity. Gene Ontology annotation, biological process: regulation of transcription by RNA polymerase II.